AACGCGCGUCGAUGCGACGGAUUAGUGCGUCUUGCGCGACGUGAGAUAGAUGUGUCAAUAAUUUGUUUCUUCGUAGAAUUUUUUUUCUGUUUUCUGUCGUAAAUUUUUUGCGAAGUUACAGAAUUUAGAUCUGAAAGUUGAGCAAAUUAGAGAGCAAACAUUUUUUUUGUCGUUAGAAGCAGUGUUUGAUCAAGCGGUUGCAGUUUGAGUGCAACGUUUUUUGAGUGAAAAAAAAACUGCAGUGUGGUUUUGAAAAAUAUUUUUAAUUAAAUUGGUUAUGCCGGUGGAGUUAGAAUCGAUGGCGCCUGUCGCUCACAAAGCCAUCUCUCGUAAUGGAGAGAAGAUGAACAAACUGUGCCGCCAACUCUCUAUUGAGAGUCCGAGCGUGACCGGACGGGAGUGUGUCUUCAGCUUCGAUGUGCCCGUGCCGGAUGUGCCAGCGCACGGUGCCCGCAUUCGAGUGAUGUGCGCUGGUGCGUGUUAUCAUCCUCGACGCUCGCCAAGUCUCACCAGCUUGACUUCGGUCUCGAGCGGCAGCAGUCUGGCCGCCGAUAUAUCCGUGGAGAGCGACUAUCCGGUGUCUCUGCCGCAUCAUGGGAUGCGCGAUGCCGCACUGUUCCCCGGGUACGAGGUGGCCGGUGUGAUCGAGUCCUUCGGCACCGACGUGCCCGAGGGCUGCGAGCUCGCUGUGGGCGAUCGCGUGAUUCUCUAUCCUUACGACGGCAUCCCCAACGGCUACGUUGAAUACUUGGUUGUGCACGAUCUGAAAUACCUGAUAAAGAUCCCGGACAGUAUGUCGCUCAGCGUGGCCGCUAUGCUGCCGGCUGGUGCGCUUCUCGCGAUGAACACCGUCUUCGCCGCUCACGAACACGUGCAGGCAUUAUUGAAGGAGAGAGGUGCAAACAGCGUGUGCAAGAUUUUGGUGGUUGGCACGGGUGGUCUCGCUUUGUGGGCUCUCAGAAUCGCGUCGUAUCACUUCAGCAACAUGAGGGACAGAGUCACCACCACAAUAGCCUCUCUUAAAGACGACGGUCUUCUCAUAGCUCAGGAAUUCCAACGAGUGAGCGUGGUGCAGUGGAAUGAAGAUCUCUACGAGAAGCAGCUGAUCGAGCGCACGAUGGACGCCUGUGGUGGCCAGGUGGACGUGGUGAUCGACUUCGGCACGACCUCGCGCAAUCUCCAUCGCAGCAUGCAGUGCCUCAGUAAAGGCGGCGUGGUGUUUGUAAUCAAAGAGGUGGCCGAUCGAUUGUUGCCGAAAUUCAGCCGACGAGCGGAAGAACGGCAGCAAUCCAUAAAAGCGGUGGAACCGGGCACUUUGGAGCAGUUAGGCGAACUGGUUCAACUGGUCGCCUCCGGCAAGAUCGAACCGCCACCGCACACCGUCUAUCCCGCCGAGGAAGCCCUCGACGUCGUCCAAAAACUUUGCCAUUCGGAGAUCCAAGGUCGUGCGAUUCUCCGUUUCUACCCCGCCGAUUAAAGGAUUCCUCGCCGAAAGAUUUCUCCGCGAUCGCGGAUUGACAGGCAAUAGAUUCGGCGACGACGACGACGAUCGAAAAACAUCAUGACGCAGGCCCAGGUAGUGAGAAUUGUUACUAUGAUCGACGCGUGUGCGUUUAGGAGUCUCGAUAUAAGACCGAUUGCUAUUGUACUAUCGUGGGAAAGUAGUUGUUUCGUACUGACUGCCAGCGUUUAGAUUAGGCGUCAAUAUACAUGUAUGUUCCGCGAUAGUUCGCCGAUACAAAGAUUGACGAGGUCUUCGAGUGGAAUUCGACGACACGUUCAGGGAGGUUUAAUUCGCGGAAGAUCUCGCGGAAAUAAUGCGGCAAUUUUAUGACGCGGUUCGUUACCGUAAUGAGCGAGCGAAAGAAUGAACGAGGAUCCCAGUUUACGGCUGAUCAAACAUUAAGCGCUGCCUCGAUAAAUCCCAUACAGUAACGACAGUAAAUAUUGCGGAAGUCGCAUUUGGCUUCAUUGAGCAUUUCGUAUAGCUCAUUUUAAUGUUGAGAAAUAUUUUAUCUUCAAAGGGAAGAUCUUAGGUCCAUACAGUAAACCGAAGAAUCUUUCCUGUCAGAUUUUUUUCGCGGACAGGUUUUAUCGACAAAACAAGGCGAGACAGACGCGACAUGUCAUUUUAUGGAUUGAUAUAACUUUUAAGCAACGAGAGCCUUUAGCUCUCAUUAAGAAGAAAGAUAAACAUACAUAUGUGUGAAUCGCAUCGAUGUCACACAAGAUAAACCGGUGUAUAAUCGUUACGACAUGAAGGAAACGUUAUCAUAAGUAAAACAAGGUUCUCUGCUUUCCUAAUGGAUGUCUAAUAUUUGUUAUUUGUUAACGCCAAACAAAAUCAAGAAUAAUAAUGCGUAAAACACAUGCAUUAAUAAAGCAUACAGACAACAUUACAGGCAGUUGACAACCGGAGAUGGUAUUUCCAUUCUUCGUGUUCAUAGAUUUUUGAACGGAAAAAUGCUGAAUGAAAAACACGCAGAUAUUUACACAAAGCAAUAUAUUUCUUGUUCUAAAACGCAUUCCUUCACAUGAAACUUCGACGCCGUCAUGUUGAGAUCAUAUGAUACAUACAAGAGUAAGUUAAUUUCGACUUUCGUCGAUGUGCGUUGAUACUUAUGAAUCACUAAAUACCGGCAACUACAAAUAGUCAUGUUAACUAUAUUAUCUUUAAUAUUUGUACCACAGCUGAUAUGAGUACUUUAAAGUCGUCGGUGCCUAGAAAAUAGCAAUAGGAAAGUCAAAAGAAUUAAAACGACUUGAAAUAUCAUAUUAACUAUCAUCUUAAUAUUUCAUAUUAUGGCUAAUAAUGCCUAUUUAAAGUCGCUGGUAUCUACGGAAAUACAAAAGGAACUAAAGCGGAUAUUUUUGCUUAAAACAGAUGAAUGAAUGUCGAAAAGAUCCUAUUAUAAAAUACGUCUUUGGUAUCAUUGUUCCAUGUUCGAUUGAAGUCUAUAUUUCUCGUCGUAUAUUUAGAAUGUAAUUUGCAACAGCAUUGCAAUAAUUCUAAGGCUUUGUUUGCGUCAAAUACGUACUACAUUAUUAAACAGUUUCGUUGAACUAUGACAUGGCGUGAAUACCAGUUAGCUAUAUGUAAAUUCGAUGUAAACAAAGGAUCUUAGAAUCAUUCUAAUUACACGAUGAUAGAAUCGAUGACCUCAUCGAACGUGCUGUUUAAUUCCAAGCGGUAUUCUUUACCGUGGCAGUAACAUUUGCCGCUAUUUACCUCAAUUAUUGAAAAAUACAAUAACAGCAGCGACAAAUUGACGCAUCUUAUAAUUAUCUAAAACAUACAAUGUCACUAUUAUGACUGUUGUGAGCGAUGUUUUUCGACGAGACGUCGACAAACACCGCUAACGCACGUACAAAAUACCACUGCAAGAUCCAAGCAAGUCCGAUAUAUGAACACACUUCGAUGCGUACUGCAGUGAUAUUGCAAGAUCAAAUGUGUAUGUUUAGUGUCAAUUCAGAAAUAAUAAUCGAUGGGGAUGCCUGUGUGAGCCUAGAAAUAAGUUUCCCGUUAAAAAAUAAGGGGAUAAUGUUGAAUUAUAGUAAAGAUUCAUUCUACCAUAAAGUAAGACGUCGUCGCUAUAGUGAGGUAAUCCUAAAACGACAAUUGCCGUAGCACUAAAAUAUGAUAAACAAUGUUACGAAGCUGAGAACCGUGAUCGAUAAGAUAUGGAGCUGUUUCUUUACGAAAGGUAUAUGAACAAAAACGAACUAAUUGCUUCGUAAAUAGAUCUAGGUUGAUUUUGGCGCGUGGUUUGUAAGAUAAUUAAGAUCAAUUUCUCUAUUUAAUAUAUUUUCUAGUUAGCGAUCACGCUUUCUCAGGGCCUUUUUGCGUUAAAAAGGACUUGCAUAGCGUUUUAAUCAAUGAUACGACAUAUUUAAUUAUGCAUAAAUUUUUUAAUACGAUUUCUGUUUCGAAGAUAGCUAAGUAACGAGGCUAAACUUAAGCACAUCAGCUUUGACCAUAUUUGAUGACAUUUUUCCAGUUGGUUCUCCUGCCAAGGCCUUCCUAGAUUCGCCUAUGGUUAUCUCAUUAUAUUGAUAAUACGUCAUUUUAUGGUGCCGUGCGCGUAAAACGGUAUGUUAUUUUAUCAGGAUUUUAGCCGCGCGAUGCAUAUUGAGAUUGUAUUUAAUAAAUCAUAGUUAUAAAUUAUACAGAAGAAUGCACUUAAAUUGCGAAUUCCAAGAGGAACGGAUGAUCGAUUGUGUUAAAUGAUAAGCGGUCCUACAUAAAUCCAUCAUAUCUGCCGACGGUUUCGCGAAAUUGAGAUACGAAAUCGCGGAUCCAAGCUUUAUCAUUAAUCGGCACGAUAAGAGCAUAAUAACAAGUUUGUAUGUAAUUCAACGUUUGACUCGCGUAAAAUGGAUCAACUUUUAUUGAGCGUGCAUAUACUCGCGUUCGGUACAUCUCGUUGAUCGACAUUUAUCGUUAGAUCAGUAUUCAUUUUCUGUUUAGCAUAAGUUAGCGUAAGUACAUUCGUGUAAGCUUACGACUCGAGCGCGAAUGAUGAUCGCGUGCAAUCGCAAUGCAGUCGCAAGUCACUGUACCUCGAAAGACUGUUUUGUUUAUUUUAAAGAGUAUAUCAAUAAAUAUCCUCUUCUUUUUUAUUAUGUGUACAUUUAAGCGGUAGCUUAGCGCUAGAGCAUACACAUCGUGUCACAUUAUUGUAUCUACUGUUAAUGAUAACAGUAAAUGCGUUAUAUUAUGGUAAUAACAUAGCUAAUAAAUUUUUUCUCUUUUUUUAAUAA
Molecule: messenger RNA, 4761 nt
Organism: Linepithema humile (Argentine ant)
Lineage: Eukaryota; Metazoa; Arthropoda; Insecta; Hymenoptera; Formicidae
Gene: Drat
Product: Death resistor Adh domain containing target
Molecular function (GO): oxidoreductase activity
Source: RefSeq, a predicted model, not a curated record